Messenger RNA from Heterobasidion irregulare TC 32-1, 831 nucleotides. RefSeq lists its product as uncharacterized. NCBI's taxonomy places the organism in Eukaryota, Fungi, Basidiomycota, Agaricomycetes, Russulales, Bondarzewiaceae. Bases 1 to 831 code for a protein of 276 amino acids. The transcript is spliced from 3 exons. The record is from RefSeq and is a predicted model, not a curated record.
AUGCCGGGUCAUACAGCCAGCAGCCCUCGAAUAGCUCGGUUUCGGUGGGGGCGACCCAGCAGCAGCAGUCGCCGACGACCUUUGACGCGUUGGAUCGGAGGACGGACAUCGGGACGCUGUACGUGCCGAUGCAGCCAGAGCAGUACCAGUCGUAUGGCGCGGCGGGGGCGAGCGCGAGCAGGGGCGUCGGGCCGCCUGCGCAGACGGUCCCGCCGUCGUUCUAUGCCGCGGGCGUCGUGCCUGCGGGUGGGCAGGCGGGCGCCCAGGGCCAGCGGAACCCGUUCUCGGGCGAUGCGGGAGCGCCGCAGUCGGGCAAGGAGCGGAGGUCGAGUGGGAUGGAGUUCUGGCCGAGAUGAGUGUGUCGUGUUCUCCGUCGUUGUUACAGCCCAACUUUUUUUUUCGUGUUCUUUUUGUCCUCGGUGUAGAAUGUGCACCGCCGCCCACCCUGCCUCCUUUUCUUAUCCUUUGUUCCCUAACCACAUAUCUUCCUCGCUUACAGUGUGCGCUCUUGUGAUCCUCGUCUACAGCAACGCGCAUUCGUCUGCCUCCUCCCGUCCAAUGCCAAUAUCAUCAUCUUCCUUGCCAUCUUCACUUACAGAUUUCUCUUCCUUUGUGCUUUCGACGUGGUCUCCUCUUCUUCUUUUCCUUCCUCUUCUCCCUUACUCUCUGCCUCUGUCAUUGCCACGAUUUUUUUUUUCGUCUCCGUCUCUUCUUCAUCACCGCCGCCCCGAACGAACAAACGAACAAACGAAAGAAAGAACGAACGGCAGCACACGCGGACGGGGCCGGGCUGGACUGAACUUGGCUCGGACGGGGCUCGGACAAUGGUGA